Molecule: messenger RNA, 498 nt
Organism: Pneumocystis jirovecii RU7
Lineage: Eukaryota; Fungi; Ascomycota; Pneumocystomycetes; Pneumocystales; Pneumocystaceae
Exons: 5
Coding region: 1-498 (165 amino acids)
Cellular component (GO): Golgi apparatus
Source: RefSeq, a predicted model, not a curated record
AUGAAUGUUUUUAAAGACCAUAUAAGAAGCCUUCAAAAUUUUCACAAUGAACGAUUUAUUAAUCUUCAUUCAUUCAAAGAAUUCCUUGAUUUUCGAAGACUUGCAUGGCCAAGAGACAUUAUUGAUGUACAGCAGCGUAUGCGUUGCAACCUUUCUCGGUUUUCAUCGAAUUAUGCAAUUUGUUUUGGUCUAAUUGUUCUUUAUUUCCUACUCACUAAUCCAUUGUUACUUUUUGUACUUUUAUUUACUACAGGAGGUUUCUUUGGAAUAAGUCGCCUAAAUGGUCAAAAUCUUCACAUAGGGCAUAUAUUCUUUUUAGUUCCGUGUUUUUCAAUAACUUUUAAAGCUUUACUUAUUAUUACUAUCCCUCUUGGCUUUAUUGCAUCACCUAUAUCAACAAUUCUUUCGAUUAUUGGCGCUAGUAGUAUAAUUAUUAUGAGUCAUUCCAUUCUUCUUGAACCUCCAAUAACAUGCACUUUUGAAGAUGGUGAUGCUUAA